UGUUGGUUUAAGAAUUCUAACAUGCAAUCACUCGUCGUUUUGAUAUUAUUGAGACUAACUUUGUCAUCUGGAUACCAGAUCAUCUCUCAGAAAAAGGAGACCGAGCAGGCUACGAAGCUAAGCGGCUGCUCAGGAGGUGAAACAUGCUAUUUAUACCAAUCCAGUAAUGCUGUAGAUGGAGAUAUUAACACGUGUACAAGGACACAAGAAAUAGGGUUUACUUCUUCAGAUAAAUGGACAUGGUGGUAUGUUGACCUUGAGAACGUACGCAGCAUCUACAGUAUCAGAAUACAGUUCAGAGACCAUGGAGAACAAUAUGUAAUGAGACAAAGAGGGCGUUUUGCUGGUUUUUCUCUCUAUGUGUCAAACAAAACUAUAAAGGAGGAUGGGUAUCUAUGUUACAAGAACGAACAGGAGUUACCGGCCUUGGAUUUCAGUACCACUUGCGUCAAACAUGGACGUUACGUUAUAUUUUACAAUGAAAGACUUGACGGGACAACUUAUCCUACCGGAUAUCAAACAGUCGCAGUUCACACUGAAUUGUGUGAAGUAACUGUAACAGGUUGUAAAGAAUCAGGUGUGUAUGGAUAUAACUGUGAUGUACCCUGUCCAAACAACUGUCAGGAAUUGAGAUGUGACAUUGUCAACGGAACGUGUUUGGUGGGAUGUACUGCAGGAUGGGUGGGAAACUUUUGUAACAAAUCAUGUCCAGGUGGAUAUUACGGUUUACAGUGUAGAUCUACGUGUACUGGACACUGCAAAGACAACCUGUCCUGUAACCACACCACUGGACAAUGUGACUAUGGCUGUGGUAAUGGAUGGACAGGAAUACAUUGCAACACAGAGUGUCCUGCAGAAUCACACGGUCCUGAUUGUUUGUAUAACUGUAGUGGACAGUGUCUGAGUUACCGCCCCUGUAACAGAACAACAGGAAGAUGUGACGAUGGCUGUAAUCCAGGAUAUACCGGGGAACUCUGUGACAAAGUCUGUUCAGUUGGUCGGUACGGAUUGAAUUGUUCAGAGAACUGCAGUUCCCGUUGUCGAUCUGAAAGUAAUCAUUGUAACCAUAUAGACGGACAUUGUGAACAUGGAUGUGACGAUGGAUUCCAAGGAAGUAAAUGUGAAGAAAUUUGUGAUGAUGGCUGGUAUGGAGAAAACUGCUCUGCACGAUGUAACGAGAACUGUGUCAACCAGUCAUGUGACCAAAUCACAGGCAGCUGUAGACACGGAUGUAAACCGGGAUGGAGGACUCCCAACUGCGAAAAGAAAUGCUCAGUAGUAACAUAUGGGAAAGGUUGUGGAAAUCACUGCAGCAGUCAUUGUAGAAACAUGACAUGUAAUCACAUCACUGGAUCUUGUCUGGAGGGCUGUACACCAGGAUACUUAGGACGGCUCUGCAACAAACCAUGUGUCGAAGGAACAUAUGGACUCAACUGUUCCCAGAAUUGUUCUCAGAACUGCCUCGGCGUUUGUGACAAUGUUGACGGAUCCUGUUCGUGUUCCGCUGGGUGGACGGUAUGUCCUGACUGUAGUGAAAACGCACCUAUUGCCCGUAAUAACGACUAUAGUACUCCAGAUGCAUACAUCGCAGCCUUUUCUAUUUCAUUGGGUAAUCUAUAACAGAAAACAAGAGAAGGGUUCCUCGGACUAUAUCGCUAGUUCCGAAAUAUCACCGCCAUCACAAGUCAGCAAUAACGAUGUACACCAGUAUCAGGAACUCAACAUGCACAAUGAUAGUUCAUACCAGAACCUGUCAUUAAGAGAUCAUUCAUAAAAUGUAUUUUAAACAAAACUUAUUCUUCUUGUUUUCGUGAUUAUGCUUUUUUAUUGAUAAAAUGUGAAGAUAACGAACAUUAAUCAAUCUCAUAACUCCUAUAAGCAAUACAAAAUAGAUAGUUGGGUAAAUACGGACACCUGGGUACACCAGAGGUGGGAUCAUAUGCCUAGGAGAAGUAUGCAUCCCUUGUCGACCGCUCACACCCGCCGUGAGCCCUAUAUCUU
Molecule: messenger RNA, 2001 nt
Organism: Ostrea edulis (European flat oyster)
Lineage: Eukaryota; Metazoa; Mollusca; Bivalvia; Ostreida; Ostreidae
Product: multiple epidermal growth factor-like domains protein 11
Exons: 12
Coding region: 22-1620 (532 amino acids)
Molecular function (GO): scavenger receptor activity
Source: RefSeq, a predicted model, not a curated record